Molecule: messenger RNA, 1028 nt
Organism: Aegilops tauschii subsp. strangulata
Lineage: Eukaryota; Viridiplantae; Streptophyta; Magnoliopsida; Poales; Poaceae
Source: RefSeq, a predicted model, not a curated record
ACAAUCUCCCAAGUUGGGGCGUUCAUAUGUACAAGUGGAAUUGGUGUUGAAAUGCUAAAAGUUAGUGUUGACAGUUGACCUGUGGUUCAGGUAAAUAGGCAUCAGCUGUCUGCAACUUGUGCCCUGUUGUAAGUAGCUGACCACUUGAUCUGGCAGCCGCAGCCACAGCCCCAGCGUGUGUUUGUUGGUGGCUGCGCGCUCCCUGUCAAUUGUUGAUAAUUUUAUAAGGAACCGGUCUGCUCUUGGCUUUUGGAUGGAUGUUUCCCUCACCAAUCUCGAUGCAGGGGCAGGGGAGGAUAAGCUGGACAGAGCCCAACGGAGUUGUAUCGGGCGAGCCAUUGAAGGAUAAAGAAGAUUUGAGGCCACACAGCUCCAGCAGCGGAAGGAUGGAGGCUGCGGCCCUGGCCCGGCUGCCGGAAUAUGCCUCCACCACGGCCCCGCUCACCGGCAAAAGAUGGUCGUUGCCCCGUGCCCAGAGGCGAUCGCCCAGGGCGGCAGCACUGGCGCCCGGAGUCGCGAGCUUCUCCAGCGCAUCUCCCACUACGAGACCACCGAGAAUUCAACGCCGAGGCCCCGGGACAAAGUGUGCGGGGCGCAGGAGGCGGGCGGACAUCCAGUCGGACACGUACGUGCUGCUGGAGCCCGGGAUGGACGAGGAGUUCGUGUCCAAGGAGGAGCUGGAGGUUCGGCUGCGGGGGUGGCUGGAGAGGUGGCCGGGGGGCGCGCUGCCGCCGGACCUCGCGAGGUUCGACACGGUGGACGACGCCGUCUCGUACCUCGUCCGGUCGGUGUGCGAGCUCGAGGUCGACGGCGAGGUGGGCUCCGUGCAGUGGUACCAGGUCCAGAUCGAAUGAAUAGCUAGAGCUAGAAGUACCAUCCGACCAAUGCUGCGUGACUGCAUGUGUAUGUGGUUCGAACUUCGAAGGGACGAAAUUUUGGCCUGAGAUAUAUAGGGCCCUUUGGCGCCCGUGGACCGCGAACGUGAGUAAUAGUACUUUCGGAGAAAUUGAACCGUGUUAUUAGACAAA